AAGAGUUUAUUGUUUUAAGUGAGGGAGAUUUAUCACCCUUUAUGAAUUGUAAUACAUUUCCUUUAUUCGGUGGCUUUUAACGUGCAGCCUUCAGUUUUCUCUCACGCGGUUCUUUCUCGACUCUUUCCAAAUGCAUCCCUUUUGUAAUUCUGUUGCAGAACCGGGUGGUUUCCGUUUCGUCGUAGUACCUCCGUGCGAUCGGUCCCUUUGUAAGGAGCGGGAGGAGGAAGGCUUUGUCACUCGGAUCUUCCUGGAAAGGGCAUCCCCUGAUAGAGCUAGCUUUGCACGUAGUCACUGCUGAAAAUGAUAGCAGAUCAUCUUGUUUAUUUAUGCAUUUAUUUCGUGUAGGUUAGGGUAAUGGGUUAGAAAAGGGGAUGAGCGAGGGAUAGGAGCGCUGUUAUUUCUGGGAACUCGUGUUUGGUCACCUUUACUCUGCAGGAGGCACAGAUAGAAGUGCUUUUAGGGUUACGAGGAGGAGCUUCGGGAGGAGGAGAUGAUGAGUAAGAGGUUCCCUGGAACUCGUGUUUCAGGCGUAUGACAGUUAGAGAGGGGCUGCGGGGACCGGCCAGAGCCAUCAGAGGAACAGACAGAGCCCCCACAGGGGCCUCUCUCCGGCAGUAAGGCAGGUGCUGCUGGACAACAGAAGCAGUGGUGAGGUUCAAGCAUACAUGGCUCCCGGUGUCUCAAAUGAGAAGAAAAUGGAAGAUGAACAGUCUUCAAGAGAAAAUUCUAUCCAUCUGUGCAACCCUCACCUGGAAAAAAUGAAAGAAGACAUCCUAUACCAUUUUGCUCUUGGGACCGGUACCCAUGAUUUUCCUGCACUGUUUGGAGACGUAAAGUUUGUGUGUGUAGGAGGAAGUCCUUCACGGAUGAAAGCUUUUAUUGCCUACAUAGCUGAAGAACUUGGACUUGGGAGCCCUGGUGGUGACUACCCCAACAUCUGUGCGGGAACUGACCGUUAUGCCAUGUACAAAGUGGGACCCGUUCUGUCAGUCAGUCACGGUAUGGGCAUUCCUUCUAUUUCAAUCAUGUUGCACGAGCUGAUCAAAAUGUUGUAUCAUGCCAAGUGUUCCAACAUAACCAUUAUUCGCAUUGGCACCUCGGGUGGAAUAGGUCUGGAGCCAGGCUCAGUGGUUAUAACCAGGCAGUCUGUAGAUGCCACCUUCAAACCUCAGUUUGAACAGGUUGUCCUGGGAAAAACUAUAAUUCGCAGCACAAAUCUAGAUGAAGAGCUGGCUAAAGAGCUGCUGCAGUGCAGUAAAGAAAUCAAUCAGUUCAAUACUGUCAUUGGAAACACUAUGUGCACUUUGGAUUUCUAUGAAGGACAGGGAAGGUUGGAUGGUGCGAUCUGCUUGUAUAAUGAAGAAGAAAAACUGCAAUAUUUGAAGGAAGCUUAUGAUUCUGGUGUCAGAAACAUUGAGAUGGAAUCUUCUGUCUUUGCUGCCAUGUGCAAUCUCAGUGGUGUCAGAGCUGCUGUAGUGUGUGUCACUCUCCUGAAUCGGCUCGAAGGGGACCAGAUCAGCAGCUCACACGAUAUACUUGUGGAGUAUCAGCAGAGACCACAGAAAUUAGUGGGAUAUUUUAUUAAGAAAAGUCUUGGGAAAGUAUGACGUGUCUGUCUUUGGUUUUUAGAGACAGAAGGCUUUUGCACAGCGGAAGUCGUGGUCACGACCUCCGUGCAUUAAAGGUUCUUUGCCUCAGAAUAGCUUUCAGCAUUCCAUGUACAUGUGGAAGUUAAUCAUUUGUGUCAGUGUGCUUUGGGAACUGAGUGUGCUGAAUGCGCUUCAGUUAAGAUUAGUUUAGUUAUUGUUGCUGGGAUUUAAGAUUCCCUUUUCUGAGUGGAAAGUGGAUCUGUUGUGAAGGAGAAGCUUGCUGUGACAUAUGAAAAAGCUUCAUUUAUCCCUGCUGCUAAAGAAAAAGUAGGAAGAAAACAAAGUACUUUUUUGGAAAGUACUUACAAACCACCAAAUUAAAAUUAAUUUAAGAAUGUUAAUACCUUCCUUGUUGUUUUUUAAAAAAUAUAUAAAGUUAUAUAAAUUAUAACAGCUGCCUUUGUUGUUUCACUUUGUAAAGAAAACUUAGAGUGAAUGCACUUUGUUUUUUCCAGACAUUGACAAAUAAACAGUAUUGUUUUCAUAUGGUGAUAUUUCAGUAAAUUGCAAAGUGUGAGACUGGAUUUCCUCAGAUUUAUGGAUUUGACACUGAGCUGUUGAAUAUCUGUACUUGCUAGAUACCGAUCCAACAACAUCAUUUGUAUCUCAUUUAAACUACACCAUUGGGUGAAUACCCACGGAACACUUUUACUGUAGUCAUUUUGCAUGGAAGAACAUAAAAUCUUUUGCUGAAUUGUUGCUCCUGCAGCCUGAAGGCAAAGUUAGAGGCAUUCAGGAGAUGCACAACAUCUUCACAGGACUGCAUGAUGCGGUUCAUUUUCUUCCUCCCACUUCAUUUCUUUUUAAAUUUUUUUUUCAUUAACACUUAACACUCACUCUUGCAGUUGUUUCCAGUUCUGAAAAACUGGAGAAUAACUAUUGACUGCACGUGCCACCGAAAAUGUCUGCAUAUUUUUUUCUGCUGUCAUUAGCCUAG
Lagopus muta (rock ptarmigan) is the source of this 2589-nucleotide messenger RNA. It is a transcript of the gene UPP1, whose product is annotated as uridine phosphorylase 1. Bases 669 to 1610 code for a protein of 313 amino acids. Gene Ontology annotation, biological process: nucleotide catabolic process; uridine catabolic process. NCBI's taxonomy places the organism in Eukaryota, Metazoa, Chordata, Aves, Galliformes, Phasianidae. Gene Ontology annotation, cellular component: cytoplasm; cytosol. The record is from RefSeq and is a predicted model, not a curated record. Gene Ontology annotation, molecular function: uridine phosphorylase activity. The transcript is spliced from 8 exons.